Colletotrichum navitas is the source of this 1799-nucleotide messenger RNA. RefSeq names its product major facilitator superfamily transporter. Lineage: Eukaryota; Fungi; Ascomycota; Sordariomycetes; Glomerellales; Glomerellaceae. Gene Ontology annotation, cellular component: plasma membrane. The transcript is spliced from 2 exons. Gene Ontology annotation, biological process: transmembrane transport. The record is from RefSeq and is a predicted model, not a curated record. Gene Ontology annotation, molecular function: transmembrane transporter activity. Bases 71 to 1612 code for a protein of 513 amino acids.
CGGCGGCGGCGGCGGCGACGACGACGACGCCGACGACGACCCGGAAUCCGGCCGCACGAAGCUCGAGACCAUGCUCAUCGUGCUCUCGCUCUGCGCCGCGCUGUUCCUGGCGGCGCUGGACGUCACCAUCGUCACCACCGCCAUCCCCACCAUCGCCGAGGAGUUCAACAGCAACGUCGGCUACGUCUGGGUCGGCAGCGCCUACCUCCUCGCCAACGCCGCCUUCGUGCCGACGUGGGGCAAGAUCUCCGACAUCUGGGGCCGGAAGCCCGUGCUGCUGUCGGCGGCCGGCGUGUUCUGGGUCGGAUCGUUGAUCUGCGGCCUGGCCACGAGCAUGGGGAUGCUGAUCGGAGCCCGCGCGAUCCAGGGCAUCGGCGGCGGCGGCAUCAUCGUCCUCGUCAACAUCUGCAUCAGCGACCUCUUCUCGAUGCGCCAGCGCGGCGUCUACUUUGGCGUCCUCGGCGUGGUCUGGGCCGUGGCCGCGGCCGUCGGGCCCGUCGUGGGCGGCGUCUUCACGAGCAAGGUGACGUGGCGCUGGUGCUUCUACAUCAACCUGCCCAUCUCGGGCGUCGGCAUCGUCGUGCUCUUCUUCGUCCUCAAGCUGCACAACCCGCGCACGCCGGCCCUCGAGGGCCUCAGGGCCAUCGACUGGGCCGGCACCGCCGCCAUCAUCGGCGGCACCCUCAUGUUCCUCCUCGGCCUCGAGUUCGGCGGCGUGAGCUACCCGUGGCGCUCGCCGACCGUCAUCUGCCUCCUCGUCUUCGGCGCCCUCACCGCCGGCCUCUUCGUCGUCAACGAGUGCCGGUACGCCCGGUACCCCGUCAUCCCCAUGCACCUGUUCCGGAGCCGGGCCAACGUCGCCGCCUUCGCCGCCUCCUUCUGCCACGCCUUCUCCUUCAUCUCCGGCAGCUACUGGCUGCCCCUCUACUUCCAGGGCGUGCUGGGCGUCUCCUCCCUCAUGUCGGGCGUCUACCUGCUGCCCUACGUGCUCUCCCUCUCCCUCAUGUCCGCCGCCGCCGGCGUGCUGAUCCGCAAGACGGGCAACUACUUCUACCUCAUCGUCGGCGGCAUGCUCGUCGCCACCGUCGGCUUCGGCCUCUUCUACGACCUCCCGGCCGACCGCCGCCUCGCCAAGAUCGUCCUCUACCAGAUCGUCGCCGGCCUCGGCAUCGGCCCCAACUUCCAGGCGCCCCUGAUCGCCGUGCAGGCGUCCGUCGGCCCGCGCGACAUCGCCGCCGCGACCUCGGCCUUCGGCUUCGUGCGCCAGAUGGGCACGUCCAUCUCCGUCGUCGUCGGCGGCGUCGUCUUCAACAACGAGAUGCAGAAGCAGCGCCCGCGCCUGCUGGCCGAGCUCGGGCCCGGGCUCGCCGACAUGCUCUCCGGGUCGAGCGCCGCGUCGAGCGUCGGCGUCGUCGCGCGCCUGCAGGGAGACGAGGGCCGCGUCGCGCGCGGCGCGUACCUGACGAGCCUCAGGACCAUGUACAUCGUCUACGUCGCCUUCGCCGCGCUGGGGCUCGUCAUGAGCCUCUUCAUCGGGCAGAAGCAGCUGAGCAAGAAGCACACCGAGCACAAGACGGGGCUGAAGACGCUCCGGAGCCGGACGGGUCGGUGAGCCGGCGCCGGUCGAGGUUUUGCUCCAUAUCAUCAUCAGUCUGGGGUUCAUAGCGUUGCAUAAGGCAGAGGCGUAGCUUUUAGGCUUUUCUUUUCUUUUCUUUCUUCUUUCUUUUUUUCUUUCUUUUUUUCUUCGUUUUCCCACUCUAGCGAGCAUCGGGCGGAUACCCAGAAUAAUAAUCUUGCAU